UCGAAUCUUAAACCCAAGGGCCAAAAUCCGACAAAUAUUUAAGAAACUUAUUCAACGAUCUCUGCAAUAUCGAUAAUGGCGGUCCACAAUCCUUUGAACUGCCAAUAACGAUUUUAUUCCUCUCACAAUAAUACUACUAAUAAAUACUCCCCAUUUCCCACUCCUCCAUUGAGGCAAUUAAUUGAUUGAUCAAUCAUGAUCCACCGGCCGCUUCUCUCAGCCGUCCUCUUCCUGAUCCUCUGCGGCGCGGCGCACGGCCGCCUCAUUUCCGACCAAUCGCGUCUCGUCUCCGAUGGCUCCGAAGCGUUUCUCCGCCUCGGAGCGGAGGAGGCGACGUGCGAGCAGACGUACGGAUUCAUGCCGUGCACGACGACGGCGAUGGGGAACCUCUUCCUCAUCCUCGUCUACGGAUACCUCAUGUUCACGGCCGCCACGUAUCUCUCCGGCGGCAGCGAGCUUCUGCUCGAGAUUUUGGGCCCCGGAAUCGUCGGCGGCCUCUUCCUCCCCAUUCUCGGAGCCCUCCCUGAUGCUAUGCUUAUACUCGUCUCUGGUAUGUCGGGAAGUGUAGAAACUGCUCAAAGCCAAGUUUCAGUUGGCAUGGGCCUUCUCGCCGGCUCAACCGUCAUGCUCCUCACUGUCAUUUGGGGCUCCUGCAUUCUCGUAGGCAAGUGCGAUCUUCAAGAUAAUCUCGCCAAAGACAACCAAGACACGAGAGCCUUCAGUUUAACUGGUUCGGGCGUUAGCACGGACAUAUGGACAACCUAUGCUGGCAUAAUCAUGGCUAUAUCCGUGAUUCCCUUCAUCAUAGUGCAAUUUCCACAGAUGUUGCAUUACGACUCCGGAAGGAACUUGGCCGUCUUGAUUGGCCUCAUUGUCUCAGUUUCCCUCCUAAUCUCCUAUUGCCUUUACCAGGUUUUCCAGCCCUGGGUUCAGAAGAGGCGCCUCGACUACAUCAAGCACAGGCACGUGAUGUCGGGGAUCCUAAAGCAUCUGAAGAAGCGCGCCCUUGGGAAGCUCUCCACAGAGGACGGUCGCCCUAACGUAGAAGUUCUCUCCAAGCUGUUCAAGGCGAUUGACGAGAACUCGGACGGAUACCUUUCCCACAAUGAUCUCCGCGCCCUCAUCAUCGGAAUCCAGUUCAACGAGGUGAGUUUAGACCACAGCGACGCUGUGGAGAAGGUGAUGAGGGAGUUCGACACCAGCCAAGACUCUAGAAUUGAUCUACCGGAGUUCAUCGUUGGAGUUGGGAAAUGGCUUGAGGAGGCCAAGACCGGCAAUGAAUCCAACCACGCUGCUGAUUCGAUGAAGUACAUCGAAGACUUCCACACGCAAACAAAGAGGGAUCAUUUCCUGUUGGGCGUCCAGAGCGAGGAGGGCGAAGAGGGCGUCGAGAACUCGCCUUGGACCACGGUGAAAGCCGUCCUUCUACUCCUCCUCGGAACCGCCAUCGCAGCUGCAUUCGCGGACCCGCUCGUGGACUCUGUCCAAAACUUCUCCAACGCCACCAAGAUCCCUACCUUCUUUAUAUCAUUCAUUGCUCUGCCACUGGCGACCAACUCCAGCGAGGCCGUGUCCGCCAUCAUAUUCGCCAGCAGGAAGAAGCUGAGAUCCGCGUCCCUAACGUUCUCUGAGCUGUAUGGAGCCGUGACGAUGAACAACGUGCUGUGCCUGUCGGUGUUCUUGGCGCUGGUCUACGCUAGGGGGCUGGUGUGGGACUUCUCGUCGGAGGUGCUGGUGAUUUUGAUCGUGUGCAUCGUGAUGGGCGUGUUUGCGAGCGUUCGCACCACCUUCCCGGUUUGGACCUCUUUGGUGGCUUUUCUUCUGUAUCCAUUUUCUCUUGCACUUGUGUAUGUUCUCGACUUUGUCUUCGGAUGGUCGUAGGUUAACAUUAGUUUGGUUUGUGUUUUGAUGUGAGGUGUGGUAGAUUUUCACAGUUUCUUGUUGGAGCUUGACUGGUUGUGAGCCAUGGAAAUGUUUGGCCAUGCUUGGUUAGUUUUUAAUGAAUUAUUCACAGUUGGAAUUA
This is a messenger RNA of Salvia hispanica, 2023 nucleotides long. Its product is annotated as sodium/calcium exchanger NCL-like. Gene Ontology annotation, cellular component: membrane. Gene Ontology annotation, biological process: intracellular calcium ion homeostasis; calcium ion transmembrane transport. The record is from RefSeq and is a predicted model, not a curated record. Gene Ontology annotation, molecular function: calcium ion binding; calcium:proton antiporter activity. NCBI's taxonomy places the organism in Eukaryota, Viridiplantae, Streptophyta, Magnoliopsida, Lamiales, Lamiaceae.